Molecule: messenger RNA, 767 nt
Organism: Vitis riparia (riverbank grape)
Lineage: Eukaryota; Viridiplantae; Streptophyta; Magnoliopsida; Vitales; Vitaceae
Product: small nuclear ribonucleoprotein SmD3b-like
Exons: 5
Coding region: 54-452 (132 amino acids)
Biological process (GO): spliceosomal snRNP assembly; RNA processing
Cellular component (GO): U1 snRNP; precatalytic spliceosome; catalytic step 2 spliceosome
Molecular function (GO): RNA binding
Source: RefSeq, a predicted model, not a curated record
GGCGUGGGUUUAGGGUUUUACUGAGAGGGGGAGAAGAAGAAGAAGCAGAAAGGAUGAGUAGAAGCUUGGGAAUUCCGGUGAAGCUGCUUCAUGAAGCUGCAGGGCAUGUGGUUACAGUGGAGCUCAAGAGUGGAGAACUCUACAGAGGAAGCAUGAUCGAAUGCGAAGACAACUGGAAUUGCCAACUCGAAAACAUCACCUUCACCGCUAAGGAUGGAAAGGUUUCUCAACUUGAGCAUGUCUUUAUCCGUGGUAGCAAAGUCAGGUUCAUGGUCAUUCCAGAUAUGCUGAAGAAUGCUCCAAUGUUCAAGCGUCUUGAUGCUAGAGUUAAGGGCAAGGGCUCAGCUCUUGGAGUUGGCCGUGGUCGUGCUGUUGCGAUGCGAGCAAGAGCUCAGGCUGCUGGCCGUGGUGCACCACCUGGUAGGGGAGUUGCACCUCCUGGGCGGAGGUAAUCUCAGUCUGGAUGAGAUUCUGUCAAUUUGCUGUCAGAGGAUUUUCAUGCCAUAGUUAUCAUUUCCAAUGUUUGUUUUUUUUCGGGGAAAGGAUCUAUCUCAAUGACCUAAGAAUACGGAUAUAUGUGACGGUUUCAUUCGUAGCAAAUGUCUUGUAUUAUCUUGUCUGAUGUAAUAUCUGGAAUCUAGUAGCAGUAAUCUUCAAUUUGGGAUUGACUUUGUCCCCACGUUUGUAAGGUCCAGAAACAUCACUUUGCCAUUAAACAAGCAAACUGUUCUGAGAUUUUUUAUCAGUCAUUUAUUGUAUUGCCUUUA